Molecule: messenger RNA, 4001 nt
Organism: Perca flavescens (yellow perch)
Lineage: Eukaryota; Metazoa; Chordata; Actinopteri; Perciformes; Percidae
Gene: ptger2a
Product: prostaglandin E receptor 2a (subtype EP2)
Exons: 3
Coding region: 772-1920 (382 amino acids)
Biological process (GO): inflammatory response; positive regulation of cytosolic calcium ion concentration; adenylate cyclase-activating G protein-coupled receptor signaling pathway
Cellular component (GO): plasma membrane
Molecular function (GO): prostaglandin E receptor activity; thromboxane receptor activity
Source: RefSeq, a predicted model, not a curated record
CCCAUCCAUCCCUACCUCACAGUGCCGCGCGCUUCGCCCGAACCACACCUCAGCUUUUAACCAGAGCGGCUUUACAAGUGAAACAGACGAUACGUGCGGAUCUAUUUCUCUUCUGCGUGACUCAAGCUGGACUGUAAAACACGGACAUAAAGUCCACACCACGGGGACCAAGUUAGGAAAUAGGGGACAACUUCAUUAUUUGGACGCGCCAUUCACCGCUGUUGAAACCACGCGGAUGUGACAGACUGCCGGAGCGCUGUUUUCUCAUGCGGAGCAAACAGCAAAAAGUAAAACUCCAUUUAGAAAAUUUGCAAGUGUGAAAUGUCCUUUAAUUCUGACUUUGACUUCCAACUUUGACAACUAGUUAGGUUGUGGUUCGUCUCACUCAGCCAGCGCGCUCUGUGUGCCGUACACACCUGAGAACAAAGUCUUUCAUAUGCUGUUCAGAAUAUCUUCUGAUUUUACCGUAUUAUCCAGCUAACACCGCAACUGACGCAAACAUCUGCGUUCAUCUUCUACUAAACACAAACAUCCGUCCACGGACCCAACACCUGGACACAUCUGUCAGAGCUCUCCUCUGCGUUUUGAGGAAGACGCCGAUUCAGUGACAUCUGGAGCCUUGAACUUCAGCCAUUACCGGAGUGGAGACGCCAUGCGCUGAACAGAGCAAGUAGGAUGGCUGCAGACAACUUUUUAAGGACAGAUUUCUGAAUUUUUUUUUUGGAAGCAGAGACAUUUUUUCUAAUGAAAUCCAGCCGGUCUUGAGCAACGAUGAAACUAGAUAAUAACACAUGUUACAACGAUAUCCACAUCAAACCCAGCGAGAGCCCGAGCCCGCUGAUCAGUGCCGUCAUGUUUGCCGCAGGCAUCUUUGGCAACGUGGCUGCCCUGGUGAUACUGGAAAUCCAGCGACGUAGAGACACUAGGACCGGAGAAACAAGGCGACGGUCGCUGUUUCACGUCCUCAUCAAAUCGCUGGUGGUCACAGACCUGGCAGGGACCUGCCUGACCAGUCCGCUGGUGCUGCUGUCAUAUUCACGCAACACUACCUUGGUAGGGCUGUCGCCCAACUCUCAAAGCGUGUGUUCAUACUUUGGUGUCAGCAUAAUCUUCUUCAGCCUGGCCACACUGUUGCUUCUCUUCUCUAUGGCACUAGAGAGGUGCUUUGCCAUUGGGUACCCCUACCUGUACAGCCGGUAUGUCACCAACAAAUGUGCCUAUAUCACCAUCCCGGUGGCGUUUGUGUUAUGUAUGUUAUUCUGUCUCCUCCCUUUUGCGGGAUUUGGUAAAUAUGUACAAUACUGCCCUGGCACGUGGUGCUUCAUUGACAUGAACCCUCAGAAUUUGGAGGACCAGGUCUACGCCAACCUGUACGCCACUCUGAUGCUAGUGCUGGUGCUGGCCAUAGUGGUGUGCAACGGGUUUGUGGUGUACCAGCUGUUCAGGAUGUACCAACGGCGGAGGAGGAACGGCGGCUCGAGGAUGGCGACCAAGAGAUCCAACAGUGAGCGCAGGGCGAUGUCCAUGGCUGAGGAGGUGGAGCAUCUCAUCCUGCUGGUCUUCAUGACCAUCAUCUUCAUCAUCUGCACAAUGCCUCUGGUGAUCCGGGUGUACAUCAACUCCAUAAGGGAUUCCAACUCCAUAAGUGAUUCCAACUCCAUAAGGGAUCCCGAGGAGUCUCGUAAUCUGGACCUGAUUGCCUUGCGCUUUAUCUCCAUUAACUCCAUCAUCGACCCUUGGGUCUUCAUCCUCCUCUCCCCCAGCGUUCUGCACUUUUGCUGGGCUUCGGUUUGCCGGGACAGCCUGGAAACCUCCAGGGGUUCCAUUUUUAAAUUAUCUAUUGCCAAAAGGAAUUCUCCGGCUAACCAUGAACUGCCUCGCCCACCCUUGGAGCAUUUUCACUCUGUGGAAACUCUAUGACCAUAACAGUAGCUUAUUAUUUCAUAUUUAAUUCACUGAAUUGGAUAGUGUGCUCUCCUUAGUGAUCACGUGAAGCGGAGAGGUUUCGUGGGCUACGACAUCCCUCUCAUGUGGGUAGGGUUUAUCGAUUUACAGUAUAUGAAUGUAUUUCCAUUAGAUCAUGGCCCUGUCUGUCUAACUGACAAACAUUUUAACCAGUUCUUUCAGCUGGUGGUUACUGGGUGUUUCCAUUCACUCCUAGCAUUUCAGCUAAGUGUAUGCAUGUGGAAUGCACCUUCUCUACAGCAUCAGGGCUUGACAUUAACACUUUGCAAGGGGAAGUAAAGUCUGUGUUCGGGCAAGUGGAAUGCCUCAUGCAGCUGUCCGAUUGAGCAAGUGAAAAAUAAAUGUAAUCUUGUUAGUGAAAGCUGCACCUUAGCGAGCUAACCCAGUAGCGCAAAAAGGCCAAAAAUUCAAACCUUUUAUUGAACAACGGUCACAAAUUUAUACAGUUGUAUCACAAAUAGUUUUGUUUUUUUUGUUUAAAAGGGGAAAAUGGGUGUAAGAAUAUUUCCUUUGCAGUCACUGGUGGAAAAAUGUACUACAGCAACGUCACAAGUUUAUACUUAGCUAUAUACUUAUUAGCCAUAAAGUGGUUAAAAAUACAGCCUCUCAUUUGCCACAUACUAUUAGUGCAUGUCUAGUAUUGUAACUGUCAGUGUUCUUAUAUCAUUCUGGAUAGAUAAAGGCUUUCUUAAUACCCAUGGUGAAAGAAAGACUUCAUUCUGUGAGGACCUGGAAUAGACAAACUGCAAGUGCUUUUGUCUACAUUGUAUUAAGACAAAGAUGUUUGGUUGAGAAGCUUGUGCAUGGAGAUGUGACAGAAUGCAACAUAGUAAAGAUAUUCAGCUAUCAAGAAAGGAGGUAACCAAUGACUUAAGGCCUUGCUGUCCAUGCUUUCUGAUUCAAAUGCUGCUUUUCCAAACUGUUGUUACUGGGCCACCAACAGUAACAUGUGAUUGUAUUAUAGCUGUCAAAAAAAAGAAAGAAAUCAUGCCUAGAGUCCAGGAAACUUGCCUAGAUAUAGACAUGUUCAUACAAGUGAAAAUGAGGACUCAAAUAUAGGCUUCAUCUUUAGAACAUUAUCUUAUCACCUCUGAGCUUCUUUACCUCCGACUCUAACCCGUGGUCUGCUUUGGUAACAUUUCCCCUCACACUCCUACCAAAUUCCUGCUGGAAAGGUCAAAGGGCAAGAAGCCUGGAGAGACAAGAUAAGUCAAAACUUCACUCGCAGUGGGUGGGAGGAAGAAACCAAAAAGGUUAUGUUCAUGAUAUAUAUUUCAUUCAUAUGUACAUGUACAGUAUGUAGCAUAUACUAUUAUAUAACAUUUUAUGAAAAUAUUCAUAUGAGACUACAGUUACCUUUUGACUUGAAAACUUCUGCUUCUUAUAUAAUUAACAGCAGAGAGUAGCCUAAAUAUUCUUGCAUAAUCUGGCUGUAAUUGUAACCCUUAUGAAAAAUGAACGAUAGCACACUUUACUUUUAUCCAUCGACUUUACAACCAAGGUGCCAUUUGAACUGCAUAGGUUUUAUUAGGGAACAAUGUUAUUUUUGUUCAAUGUGUGUCUUUCCAGACGACCACCAUUCAUAUGGGACGUCCACUUAAGUUGCUGCUAAUAGCCCAGAUGAAAAACGUCACGGUUUCAAUCUCUAAUCACAUCCAUGUUUAAAUGCCAACUAAAGCAAAGCCAAAAAACGCUGGUUUUAUUACAUGGUUCAUUACGUUAUGACUAACUGACUUGUUGAAAUCAGAGGACCAGGGAGUUUCCUGGAAAAAGCAGGUCAUUUUCUCCACUAAGUUUGUACACUGGUAAAAGUUACACAUGAUGGAUUCAUACUGGUUUAAAUGACACAACACCAUGGGGAAUUAAAAGUAGUACAGAACCUCUUCCUUUUAAAUGAUUCAAAUUCAAACAGGGCUCAAGUGUCUGACAAGAAAAUAAGCUACUACACAAUUUUACGGGAUUUCCGGUCAUAAAUCGCUCAAAAUAGAAAAACAAGUUUCAAGAAAGAGUUCGUUCCUCAUUUGUGUGAAAUGUGA